This is a messenger RNA of Lutzomyia longipalpis, 546 nucleotides long. Its product is annotated as ovomucoid-like. The transcript is spliced from 5 exons. The record is from RefSeq and is a predicted model, not a curated record. NCBI's taxonomy places the organism in Eukaryota, Metazoa, Arthropoda, Insecta, Diptera, Psychodidae. Gene Ontology annotation, molecular function: protein binding. The coding region runs from base 1 to 546 and encodes 181 amino acids.
AUGAAAGUGUUUUUGUGCUUUGUAACCGUAUUCAUUGCUGUGUCUUAUGGACAAGCUGAAGAAGAGGCUGCAGUAGCUUGUACUGCUCAGAUGUGCACAGCUCUGUAUGAUCCAGUUUGCUGUACCUACUCCGAUGGAACUAAGAAAACGUUCUCAAAUGCCUGCGCAGCUAACAAUGAUAGAUGUCAAACUGGAAAAACUUGGGAUAGUCAAACUAAAGGAGAAUGUGAAGCUGCAUGCGAUAAGGCCUGUAUUGAAAUCUAUUCCCCUGUCUGUUGUACCUAUUCUGAUGGAACUAAGAAAACUUAUGGUAACAGUUGUGCGGCUGAUGUAGAAACAUGUAGGCUGAGCACCAAAUGUGAAACUGUUACCGAAGGCGAAUGCCAAGCUGAGCCCGCUGAGCCAGAGUGCAACUCAAUCUGCACAGCAAUUUAUGCUCCAGUUUGUUGUACCUACGAAGAUGGAACUCAGAAGACCUACAGCAGCGAUUGCGCUUGCGAGGCUGAUAAUUGCGCCAAGAAGACAACUUGCGCUAAGAAAACUUAG